AUGAUUCCUGCAGAGGACAUCAUGGACUUACUAAAGCUUUGCCUGGCGUCAACUUACUUUCAUUACAACGAUAAUCACUACAUACAGGUACACGGUACAGCUAUGGAGUCUCCAGUUUCCGUUGUGGUAGCAGAAAUUGUGAUGCAAAACAUCGAGAAACGCGGCCUUUACACUUGCCGACAAACGAUACCGCUUUGGUUAUGCUACGUUGACGAGAAAUUUACCGCCGUACAACACGCCGAAAUCGACGCAUUUCACCACCACCAUAAUGGUCACAACACUGACAUACAGUUUAACAGAGAGGUUGAAGAAAAUGGUAAAGUACCUUUUCUAGACUGCCUGGUAAGCCGUGAAGACAACUUAUUACGAACAACAGUUUACAACGAACCGACACAAAACAGAUUACUAGACGAGUUAUCCUGCAACCCCGGCGACAUUCGGCACAAAGCCACAACUAUCAGGACUCCAAAGCGACGAGCGCAGCUAGUAUGCUCAACAUCAACAUAG
This is a messenger RNA of Pocillopora damicornis (cauliflower coral), 507 nucleotides long. RefSeq lists its product as uncharacterized. Lineage: Eukaryota; Metazoa; Cnidaria; Anthozoa; Scleractinia; Pocilloporidae. The record is from RefSeq and is a predicted model, not a curated record.